CCCGCUCCGCCAUCCGCCAUGGACGGCUCCACCGCAUCGUCGUCGUCGGCGCUGUACGUGCCCGCGCCGCUGCCGCCCGCCGAGGUGCUGCCGUCUGUAGCGCUCAACGGCGCCGCCGACCUGCUGCCGCGCUUCGGCCUGCUGCCUCUCUACGAGCGCGCCGUGCGCCCGUAUCUGCCGCGCCGCCGUGCGCCGCCGGGCGCCGACGGGGCCAGUGCGCAGCAGGCGCACGCCGAUGACGCGGCCGGCGACGAGACACUGCCGCUCGACGGCGACGAGCGGCGCGCCGACGGCGAGCCGCCGGUGCGUCUGCUGCCCAAGACGUACGCGCACUACGUCGAGGACCUGCCCGGCAAGGUGCGCCCGCCAAAGUCGAAGCGCACGCAGCGCGCGCCGCCGACGGGCACGACGAUGCGCGACAUCGUCUUCCGGCCCGAGACGACGCUGCAGCGCAUCGUGCCUUUCGACGACGAGGCGCUGCGCGCCGCCUUUGCCGUGCGCGCCGGCGACGUGCCCGAGAUCGACGCCUCGCUGCUCGAGGCCGAUGCCGAGGACGCGGGCAACCGGCGCCGGAAGAAGCCAAAGCGCAAGCGUGGCGACAUGGGCAAUACCAGCAUCGACGGGCCGCGCAAGGGCGGCCCAGGCCCGGGCGGAGCGCGGCGAUGAGCCCGCUGCCUCGCUCGAGCCCCUGCACAUCACUCUUCUCGUCAUCUGUACAACACUUCAUGCUCCGCAAUCCAGCUCUCACG
Molecule: messenger RNA, 749 nt
Organism: Tilletiopsis washingtonensis
Lineage: Eukaryota; Fungi; Basidiomycota; Exobasidiomycetes; Entylomatales
Exons: 4
Coding region: 19-666 (215 amino acids)
Source: RefSeq, a predicted model, not a curated record